This is a messenger RNA of Portunus trituberculatus (swimming crab), 4708 nucleotides long. Its product is annotated as UPF0746 protein DDB_G0281095-like. NCBI's taxonomy places the organism in Eukaryota, Metazoa, Arthropoda, Malacostraca, Decapoda, Portunidae. Bases 1106 to 2032 code for a protein of 308 amino acids. The transcript is spliced from 7 exons. Gene Ontology annotation, cellular component: chitin-based extracellular matrix. The record is from RefSeq and is a predicted model, not a curated record. Gene Ontology annotation, molecular function: structural constituent of chitin-based larval cuticle.
CCCACGCGAAGGGACGUCUGUCGGUCGUCCUCCCGCUGUCGGGGUCAGUGCUCGCUUGUGUCGUGUUAUGCGGGGCGCGCGGCGGGUCUCGAACUGCCUGGCGUUGCGGUGCUUCUGCUUACACUCCACAGGGAUACCAGCGGCUGUUACUGGACCUGGACAAGCAACCCCAAGGCCACGCACGCACACACACAACGCACGCACACACAAACGCACAAUCUCCUGAACAGCCACACGAUGAAGAGCGACAGUGUGACAGACGCGAGCACCUGACGGAGGCCCAGGAGGAGGGAGCGACACCUGACACUGGGAGAAAGAAAGACACACACUGGGAGGGAAAAGGGAAGGAAAGAAAGAGAAAGAGAAGACAGAACUAACAAAGAACUUGAUAUGUGAUGCUUCUUUUCCCUCCACCGACAACAAGAACGACAUGAGGAGGUGGAGGAGGAGGAGGACAAGUUGAUGAGUGAGCUGAGGAAGAGGACUCAGUGAAGACGAGAAGAGAGGGAGAGACAAAAGAGGAAAGGACAGAAAGACUAACACUCAUUUCUUUUGUUGUUCUCGUUGGUGUUAAGUCAAGAGGGAAUGAGAGGAAGCUUAUCAACCUCCCCCUCGUCCCUGCCCUCGUCCCCACCUUCGUCCCCACCUUCGUCCUCGUCCCCAAUCACUCCCUUAGACUUCCGGCGAGUCCUGCUGAGCCCUGAGUGACAGUCUGGCCUCAACACAGCAGCAGUCAUCCCUCAACACCUUCCUCCCUGGCCCACAGACUCCGGACAUCCCAGGAGGAGCGGGACGGGCCCACUAUCCUCUCCAUCCUCUCUCCGGCGCACGAGUCGAGGCAAAAACAGGAAGGCUCACAGUGAUAAAAGGUGAAGCGUCGCGGGACAGUAAGGAGUGUCUCAACAGGCGCCAGGACAGUGUGUGAGUGUGACUGUGAGAGUGAACCGCCGCCCACACAUCCACGCCCAGAUAUCAUAUAUACCGUGGGCGUGAGUGCCGCAGACCCACGUCCUCGCCCUUUCAGUGGCAGGGUGAGCGUGUUUGGGCGUUGGACAAGUCAUAUCAUCACUACCUCCUCCGCCACCACCACCGCCACCGCCUCACCAUGAAGACCCUCUACCUGAUGGUGGUGGGCGCCGUGCUGGGUGGCGUGGGCGUGAGUGGGUACAGCCGCACGCCCACCCAGUACCACAUUCAGACGGACGAAGGACCAGAUCGCUACUUCAGGUUCCAGACAUACACGGGGCAGUACCGCAAGGAGAAACGCCUGGACGACGGCACUGUGUUCGGCACCUACGGCUGGGUGGACCCCAACGGCUUGCUGCGCCUGUUCGACUACAUAGCUGACGAUGACGGGUACCGCAUCGUACGACAACGUAGACUGCAGGUGGGCAAGGUGAACCCCGCAGCCCACCAGCACCUGGCGGACCGACAACCAUGGAACCCUAACUACCGGCCGAAGGGGCAGCAGCAGAGCCAGCAGAGCCAGCAGGGACAUCAACAGCACUCAUGGGAACCAACCAAACAACCACAAAGCCAACAACAACAACAACAACAACAACAACAACAACAACAACAAGGACAGCAGCAACAACAACAGCAACAACAACAAGAACAGCAACAUCAACAGCAACAACAACAACAAAAGCCGUGGCAACAACAAAAACCACAAAAGAAGCCAUGGCAACAACAGCAACAACAGCAGCGGCCGUGGCAGCAACAACAACAACAACAACAACAACAACAGCAGAGCGCUUCGCAAAGUCAGAGCCAAACAGGUGGCGCCUUCGAAGGCAAGGAUCCCGCGGAUACCAGUGACAUGCCCAGCGGCGGCACCUUUACCAUUAACUACGAUCUGGGUAACCAGUUUCACGUGGAGAAGCUCUACGCCGACGGCAGCAGGAUAGGAAGGCACGGCUACGUGGACCCCCUGGGCAUCCUGCGCGUGUCCUACUAUUCAUCGGGACCAAACGGACUGGACCAGCGGCAAGAGAGUCGGUGGGUUGGCUCUCGGCAUGCUUACGCUUCAUAGGGCGGCCCUGUCUCCUGCAGGUUACUGGCGCCGCUUCAGGAGGCUGACAUGCAUUGGUGCCAAGGGAUGGAAGUGUGUAGUGAAGCACGUUACAGAACACAGAACACAGCGUGAAGCAAACACCCGCACCGCAGGACGGGCAUUCCCGCAGCAGGAACACAGUGACUAACUCUGCUAAACCAUUAACACCAAUGCUCCAACAGUGACGCGGGGCGGUGCAGGGCAACAAGACACUCCCGGUGGUUGUUGUGGACACUCGCCGCGGCGGUGCAGUGUUGCUGUGGAGACAUUCAUACACUUGCCAGGGUGCCGUACUAACACCCUCUAAACACUAACACACCAAGCCACUCAUGACAUAACGUGACACUCUCGGUAAAAGACAUGAUGUGCCAAGUUAUUAUCUCCCUGUCUGAGUGAACGUCUGAAGUCUGGCGCAGCACACAAACCUAUACUAGUCUAGGCUUAAAAUUUUCAUUUUCUAUAAAUAAUUCAGAAAAUGGAUGUUGGGUGGACUUGUAUAACUCAACACGGCUGACCAUUAUUAAAAGUUUUCUACAUUAGGAUGUGGUGCUAGACUUCAGAUGGUUCAAACACAAACAAACAAACAAACACACACACACACACACACACACACACACACACACACACACACACACACACACACACACACACACACACACACACAUGCAAUUAUUACACACAUGCAUGGAAGAACGAAAGUCUACCCGGGCAUAACAGUUCUUCCUGUAUAUUCAGUAAACCGAGUGUAUGAAACGAAUGGAUGUGUGGAUUUCAAAUAUAUAUAUAUAUAUAUAUAUAUAUAUAUAUAUAUAUAUAUAUAUAUAUAUAUAUAUAUAUAUAUAUAUAUAUAUAUAUAUAUAUAUAUAUCCAUCCGGUGAUACGUUGGUUACUCUUAAGGUGAAGUGCCGUGAGAUGAGAUAAGAUGGCGAGUAAUAUGUUGUAAGUUAUGUCGGAUGAAAUCCCAACACUGUCAUCAGUCUUAGUUUAUUAGUCAGUGCAACUGAAGCAAUAAUCUUACAACGUGCAAACACUACAAAAGGGCGCCGCUUGUUAUCUGGGCGUGAGAGGCGGGCGGCCAGGCACUAUUGCCCUGACCUGCUAAUGAGUGGGCAGCACCCAAUGCUCUGUUCUAUCGUGAGAUCACAGGAGCCUCGCCGUGGCCAGCCGCCUGCUGGUCCCCGAGGCUGCACCUGCAUCGCACACUGCACCAGCAGCUGCCACUCGCCAUGUUGCCUGAAGUCAAUGGCGCCAACAUGCCAUACUCCUUAGUGACUCAGUAUAGUACACACACACACACACACACACACACACACACACACACACACUCAGUCCUACCCGAAGAUCGGUCUAUGAGCUCUGAGCUCGCUCCGUAAUGGGGAGACUGGCUGGGUGACCAGCAGAUAACCUUGGUGAAUUACACAUGCGGUUCUUAAAUAAAUACAAAAAUUUAUUUUCAUCAUCAGGUAUACGAUAUCGGUGCAGUCUGCACAUGUAUAGCAUGUUGCGGCGGAGUACAUUGUUUUAUUACCUUGGCCGUGUUGUGUCGCGAUACUUUGCUGACUGGUCGCCCUCCCUAUGCUGGCUGUAGUGCCAUCACAGUUGCAACACUGUGUUAGCUAUGUCUACCCUGUACCUUUGACACCUGGACCUUCAGACCACCAGUGCUGCUGUCGAGGUUUCCUCCAGCAGCCUGGCACCUUCAAGUACACCCACACAACAACAAAGAUACACAUUUUUAGCUUUUUUCUUUUAUCAAAAUGGUCUACGUCUUCCUUAAUAAAAAGAAAUCGUUUCGUUCGUUUACUGACCGAGACCGUCAAAUCUUGAUGAGGACACGACCUCGCGUCUAAAUCGGCUGACUGUUCUCCCUCCUACAGUUAUGGCAUCGUCCUCUCUCGAAAGGGAGAUGAGAAGUGUGUGUGUGCCGGGGAUAACAGCUUGCCAUGAGGCGGCAAUGUUAUUUCUAGUUCAGUAAAUAUUUGUACAUAAAAUGCUGAUGAUUAAUUCUAAAGUUGCUUCCGCUGUGUGCAGAAAGCUUCGUAACUGUUAUAUGUGGCGGCCACAGAGUUCUACCCUUCCCCCAUCACCCAGCACUGAUUUCAUUAUCAAGAGGAUUUAGCAAAAUAGUGAAAGUCGAAGAAUUGUUGCUGCAUGACUGGCCCGCAUCAAGGCUUCCCUAACACUCACCACGCCGCCUGCUGCCAUGCGCGUCCCGACAGACCUGGUUCCCUUAACUAUGUUAUGGUUACUUUCAUCGAUUUCCAAAUGAUGAUACAUUAUAGACUGUUUGAUCUCUCAUGUUCUCAAGAAACACUAAAAUACUUUCCUCUGAAGUCAGCUUUGGUUAAGAAGCGCAUGGGCGGCAGUCUGGUGACGGGCAGGCAGGCCGCCCCGCCCAGGGACCACGGAGCGUGGCCGAACCUUGAGUCAGGCUCUUCGUACCCAGGGAAAACAGCAGCGAAGCCUCUCGCUAUACAAGGAAAUAACGAAGCCUCGAGGUUAAUCACCUGUAAUGGCAACCUGAGGAAGAGAAGGGGCUGGUCUUGGAGGGGGUGACCGGCCAGGUGUGUCCACCACUAACUGUGAUAAUUAUUGUUCUUCACAACAUUAAACUUGUACAAAAGAGGAUGGAUUAAAAGAGACCAAGACCUUUUA